Molecule: messenger RNA, 5366 nt
Organism: Paramormyrops kingsleyae
Lineage: Eukaryota; Metazoa; Chordata; Actinopteri; Osteoglossiformes; Mormyridae
Gene: crb1
Product: crumbs cell polarity complex component 1
Biological process (GO): heterophilic cell-cell adhesion; establishment or maintenance of epithelial cell apical/basal polarity
Cellular component (GO): plasma membrane; protein-containing complex
Molecular function (GO): calcium ion binding
Source: RefSeq, a predicted model, not a curated record
GUAACCAUAGCAUAUGUAUGUCCAUAUACCUGAAAAUCACUGCAGAUACAAAGAUACACGGGUGGGAUGGAUAUAAGGAGGCAGCGGGUCCCAGUCGAUUUAAGGCAAAGGGCUGGGUACUGCUGUUUCUUGCAAUUUCGGCCUCGACAGCAAGUGAAUCUUCACAGAAGGUCCUUUCUGCCUGCCUGUCUAAUCCCUGCCAAAAUGGGGCGCUCUGUCAGGAAGCCCCAGUGAACUUCCUGUGCUGGUGUGCUUCCGACGUGCCUCCUCGCUCCGGCACGAGGUGCGAGGAGUCCGAAGGCCCGUGCCGCCCCGUGUCCUGCCAGGAGAAGGUUUCAUGUACCCCACCCCCCACGGGCUCCGGAGAGCUCGUCUGCCAGUGUCACCUGGGCUACUGCGAGCCUCAGGUCCAGCUCUGCGCCCGGCGCCUCUGCGGCGGGGAUGUACAGUGUCACCGCUCUCCCCGCCUCCGCGAAGAGCCCAAUUACACCUGCAAGUGCAAGGGAGGCUAUGCGGGUGCCCACUGUGAGGGCCGCGUGAACCACUGCGUCCCGAACCCGUGCCGGAACAGGGCGAUCUGCAGGAGCAAGGGGGACGCAUAUGCCUGCUACUGCGUGCCAGGCUUCCAGGGUAAACACUGUGAGAUCGAGGUAAACGAGUGCGCUUCCCAGCCCUGCCAGAAUGGAGCCACUUGCACGGACAGGAUUGGGAGGUACGCCUGCCUUUGCAAGCCGGGCUACACAGGUUCAAACUGCGAGCUCCAGACUGACGAGUGCCAGUCCCGGCCCUGCCUGAAUGGCGGCAGUUGUCAUGGUUACCUAAGGGGCUUCUCCUGCUUAUGCCCGGCUGGUUUCCAGGGAGACUUCUGUGAAAUCAACAUUGACGAAUGCCGAAGCCAGCCGUGUCAGAAUGGGGCCCUCUGUGUUGAUGGAGUAAAUGGUUACAGCUGUGAAGCUCCCAUAAUGCCGUGUACAUCCCAGCCCUGUCUCAACAACGGCCUGUGCCAAGAGAAGCACGGAAACUACACAUGUAACUGCUGGCCAGGGUACCAGGGCAGUCACUGUGAGGUGGACGUCAGUGAGUGCAGCAGCAGCCCCUGUCUCUCUGCCGGCGUGUGCCAUGAACUCUCCUGGGAGGUGAUGUAUGGUAGGGAGCCUCUCCUGCCAGGCCGCUUCCGCCCCCAGCAAGCUGCCGGCUUUGUCUGCAAAUGUAAACCUGGAUUGAAAGGUACUUUUUGUGAAGAGGACAUCAAUGAAUGUGACCAGGACCCGUGCAAAAAUGGCGGUAUAUGUGUAAACAAUCAUGGAGGUUACACAUGCCAGUGCUUACAACAGAGCCAAGAUGGACUCCUGUAUGGAGGCCUGAACUGCACCGAGGCUCUGAUUGGCUGUGAGGAUCAUGGGUGUCUAAGUGGAGGCACGUGCUUUCCGUUCUUCAGCGAGGAUCGGCACGGGCACGUCUGCAUCUGCCCCAGUGGCUUCAGCGGCUCAGAGUGCCAGAAAUCGACGACCUUUUCUUUUGAGGGGAGUGGCUACCUUCACUUGGUGUCUCCUACGAGUGACUCUGAGAGCUUCUUUAACAUGACAUUGAGUUUCAGGACGGUGCUGGCCAACGCUGUCCUGUUUCAGUGGGAGGAUGGAGAGUUUCUAAUCAGGCUGAAGCUGGAGAAUGGCCAUUUACACCUGGAACUGCAGAGAAACGGUUCUCUGAAUGGGGUCCUAGAGCUGCCUCACCACAUGGCGGAUUUAGAAUGGCACUCUGUGGAAGUCACGCUCGGAGGAGAAACCCUGAAGAUGAGGACGCUCGAUGGUAUGUGUCACCAACAUUGUGGGGAGGAGGUCUAUAUACAAAGCAGACAGCUGGGCCGGAGCUCUGCGUUUCAGAGAACCUUCAUCGGAGGGCUUGGAGUGGAGGAAACCAGCAGUGGGCCAGCAGAGGCCACACCCCCUCACUUCAUUGGCUGUCUACGAGACGUGCGUCUGAACUCUCAGCUCUUACUUCCUGAUACACGGGACGGCGAUGUGGCAGUAAAUGUGAGCCCUGGAUGCAGAGACAGGCACAUGUGCAAAGACGAUCCAUGUGAGGCUAGAGGCCGCUGCAUAAACCUGUGGCAGAACCGACAGUGCGAGUGUUACAGGCCAUACGUGGGUCAGAACUGUUCAGAGGAAAACAUCCCAGCUAGGUUUGGAAAUGAUAACUGGCCAAGCUACGCUGUUUUUACCGUCGACGACAAUCCUGGCCCUAACAAUGUCAUCUCCAUGUUCAUUGGCACCACGAAACAUGCAGGAUUGCUAUUGGUUAUCGCAAACAGCACUAACCAGUACCUUAGGAUCUGGUUGGACGGUGGAUUCGUACAGGUUCAAGCCAACGAUUUUGAGAUGCUCCAUGGGGAGCAGUUUGUGAGUGACGGGAAUUUUCACCUCGUGACUGUGGAGACAGAGGAGGACCGGAUGUCCCUCUUUCAGUCUGGUCAGAAACAUGGUAUCACCACAACGAUACAAACCCUACAAAUCCGACCCAAAGACAAGGUGCACCUGGGCGGCUUGGUGGAUCAACCUGCCUCCUCCUUGUUUGGGGGUUAUUUUAAAGGCUGUAUUCAGGAUUUGCGUGUAAAUUCCAAGCACCUGCAGUUUUAUCCAGUUGGAACACCAAUAAGCUCCUAUACUCUAGACACCAUUGUUAAUGUUACACGCGGUUGCACCAGCGACAACAUCUGCAAUAAAAAGCCUUGCCACAAUGGGGGAAUGUGUCAUCCCCUUUGGGACGACUUCUCCUGCACCUGCCCACCAAAUGCCACCGGGAGGAGCUGUGAGCGUGUGCGGUGGUGCCAGCUGGCACCGUGCCCCCCCACGGCAGUCUGUCAGCCCAGUGGCGAGGGCUUCGACUGCAUUUCCAAUGCGACCUUUCAGGAUGGCAGCAGUCUUAUGGUCUACAGAACCAAUGGGAAAAUUAUUCGCAAUCUGACAAAUGUCUCCUUCAGCAUUCGGACAAGGAAGUACAACGUAACCAUUCUGCAUGCAGUAAAAGAGCCGGAUAUUUUCACUGUAUUUGUCCAAGAUUCUUUCCUCUUCCUGGAGCUACGCAGUGGCAACAGCUCCUUCACACUGAGUUUGAAGAGUCAGCGUGUGAUCAGCGAUGGAGAAUGGCACUCAGUGGAGCUCUCCAUGGUGACUCCUUCGUCUCCCACCUCCCAGUGGUCCAUGGUCAUAGACAAAGGAAGCCACUCCACCAUUUCUGGUGACAGUGCUGGGAAUCUGGACUUCCUCAAGGACAGGGCAGAUGUUCUUCUGGGGGGAUCAGUUCCAGAUGCAGCCGGGAACUUGGUUGGGUGCCUGAGUACAGUAGAAAUCGGUGGUAUCGUGCUGCCCUACUAUGGAGACUCUGAGCUGAACCAUCCAAGGUUCCAGGAAGAACAGUUCAUCAAAACGACCACUGAGCCGGUAUCAAGUGGCUGCACAGGGAAGAGUGUCUGUGAGGCCACACCCUGCGUGAACGGGGGCAUAUGUGAAGACCUCUUUAAUCUCUCAGCAUGUACUUGCUCCCCUGGUUGGACAGGGAAGCAUUGUGAAGUCAACACAGACUGGUGCCUCUCCAGCCCUUGUGUCCACGGCAACUGCAGCACCCUGACUCUGGGAUAUGAAUGUGUGUGUGAGGCAGGCUACACGGGAGUCAACUGUGAGGGUGAAUUGGACUUCUGUGAGGGAAACAAGUGUGCGCAUGGUGCCACCUGCCUCCACAGGGUCCAGAAGUACUCCUGCCUCUGUCCAGAUGGCUACUAUGGUCCUUAUUGCACUGAGCCAGUUGAAGAGAUUCCCUGGCAUAUAGUCCAGAAUCAUCGUCCCAGGCUGCCGGUGUCCAUCUGCGGGAACAAGUUGAAGAACUACACCUGUUACAAUGGUGGGAACUGCUCAGAGACCGGGAUGAUGUGCGACUGCCUGGCGGGCUUCGUCGGGGACCGGUGUGAGGUGGAAAUUAACGAGUGCGCAUCCCACCCCUGUGUGAACGGAGGGUUCUGCUUGAACAUGAUCAACAAGUUCUACUGCAACUGUCCCAUCAACUUCGCUGGGGAGACGUGCCAGAUUGAUCUAAACGGCGAUGGUCUGACGUCCCAGCUCCUGCUGUCUGCCUGCCUGGUCUUGGUGGCACUGCUCCUCGCCAUUUUCCUGACUUUUGCUGCCCUCGCUGUGGUUGUGAAGCGAAGGGCGUCCCAUGGCGCCUACAGCCCCAGCAGGCAGGAGAAGGAGGGCUCCAGGGUAGAGAUGUGGAACAUGGUACAGCCUCCACCCAUGGAGAGACUCAUUUAAAAGGCACCCACCCCCGCCACCCGCAAGAUGGUACGGCCUGCCGGGCAGAUGCAUCAAAGUGAGCGUCUGUUCCUCAGUAUGGCCGGCAAGCUCUCAGGACGUUCAGAAGCCGCCGGAACCGCCAAAAGGGAAUACGCAGCCAGGAUGCGGACGCGAUCUACAACAAAAUGGCAAACGACCCGGAUCUUUUACCCAGGAACUACACCACAGACAAAUGGCUGAGAUGCAUCUGGACAAACUGGCAAGGAUACUAGACACCAGUCUUGGAUAAGUGCAGUCUUUGUAUUUGUUUAAUGGGUCAAAAUAUCAUUACUGAUGGUACGUUGCACUUGGGUAUAAUGUAAUACUUUAUCUGUUACUACUUAAAAGGGAUUGUGUUAAAUUGUGUGAUAUUGUUCUCUGUGGUUUAAUUUAUGAUGUACUAGAAAAACAAAAUAGUUUUAGCGAAUUAGUUAUAUUUAGAUAUUUUUGUAUAUUUGUAAAUUAUAAAUAUCUGAUAUCUCAUUCUCCUGAUUUACUCUUAGUGCCUUUUAAUGCACUUUGCCACCAACCCACACUUUCUUAUUCUUUUGGAACUUCAUAUCGCAGACAAGAUUCAAAGAUUCCUGAUAAGAGCCAUUUUAAUUGUUCAAUGAUGCAUUCUCAGUUUCACAGAUCUGCAAGGAGCUUAUAAAAGCCGCCCAAAUGUCACCUGCUUACAAAAGAAAGUUAUGUAAACUUCCUGGAAAAACGUUUAGAUCUGCAUUUCCUACUCAAGGUAUUAAAAUCAACUAAAUACGAUUAAAUCAGGAUAGCUGAAUGCAGGUGGCCAUAUAUUCAAAAGCAGAACCAACACGUCUGGCAUCAACGAAUGCACCACAUUCAAAAUCUCUCAGCUGGAGCAUCCUAGCUGUUCUAAAGCUUAGCAGAGCAGUUACUAAACCCAACCACUGAUUAUAUUUAUUUUGCCAUUUUGCUCUGUAGUAACUAGUCAUUUGUAUUUUAGUCUGUAGUCCAGAAUGACUGUUGGUGAGGAGGGAAAACAAACCAACAAAAAUUGAAUAAACAUCCAUAUUUUGUUUU